Ceratotherium simum simum (southern white rhinoceros) is the source of this 2720-nucleotide messenger RNA. Lineage: Eukaryota; Metazoa; Chordata; Mammalia; Perissodactyla; Rhinocerotidae. The record is from RefSeq and is a predicted model, not a curated record.
AUGACUUUCAAGAAGGAGCCGGCGGCGUCGGCGGCCUUCCCGGCGCAGAGGACCUCCUGGGGCUUCCUGCAGUCCCUGGUGAGCAUCAAGCAGGAGAAGCCCGCCGAACCCGACGAGCCGCAGCCCCACCACCACCACUACGGGGGCCUCUUCGCCGGGGCCGAGGAGCGACCCCCGGGCCUGGGCGGCGGCGAGGGGGGCGGCCACGGCGUCAUCCAGGACCUCAGUAUUCUCCAUCAGCACGCCCAGCAGCAGCAGCCUGCCCAGCACCCCCGCGACGUGCUGCUCGGCGGCGGCAGCAGGACUGAUGACCACCCCGGCACCGAGGAGCCAAAGCAGGACACUCACGUCAAGAAGGCGAAGAGGCCAAAGCCGGAAUCUCAGGGAAUCAAAGCCAAGAGGAAGCCCAGCGCAUCUUCCAGACCUUCUCUGGUCGGAGACGGAGAAGGCGCCAUCCUCUCCCCGAGUCAGAAACCUCAUAUCUGCGAUCACUGUAGCGCUGCUUUCAGAAGCUCCUAUCACCUGCGGAGGCACGUCCUCAUCCACACGGGAGAGAGGCCCUUCCAGUGCAGCCAGUGCAGCAUGGGCUUCAUUCAGAAAUACCUGCUGCAGAGACACGAGAAGAUCCACAGUCGGGAGAAGCCAUUCGGAUGCGAUCAGUGCAGCAUGAAAUUCAUCCAGAAGUACCACAUGGAGAGACACAAGAGGACGCACAGUGGAGAAAAGCCAUACAAGUGUGACACUUGCCAGCAGUAUUUCUCAAGGACGGAUAGGCUGUUGAAGCACAGGCGCACGUGUGGUGAAGCCAUAGCGAAAGGAGCCGCCAGUGCAGAACCUGGGUCAUCAAACCAUAACAACAUGGGUAAUCUGGCUGUGUUGUCUCAGGGAAAUACAAGUUCUUCAAGGAGGAAAACGAAGUCAAAAAGCAUAGCUGUUGAAAAUAAGGAACACAAGACUGGUAAAACAAAUGAAUCACCAAUUUCCAAUAAUAUCAACAUGCAGAGCUACUCCGUAGAAAUGCCUACUGCGUCUUCCAGCGGAGGCAUAAUUGGCACUGGGAUAGAUGAAUUGCAGAAAAGGGUGCCAAAACUGAUCUUUAAGAAAGGAAGCAGAAAGAGUACAGAUAAAAGCUACCUUAAUUUUGUGUCACCAUUGCCAGACAUAGUUGGACAGAAGUCCUUGUCUGGGAAACCAAGUGGCUCACUUGGCAUAGUAUCGAAUAAUAGUGUGGAGACCAUUAGUCUUCUCCAAAGUACAAGUGGAAAACAAGGUCAAAUAAGUAGUAAUUAUGAUGACGCCAUGCAGUUUUCAAAGAAAAGAAGAUAUUUACCAACUGCCAGCAGCAACAGUGCCUUUUCCAUAAAUGUGGGACACAUGGUCUCCCAGCAGUCCGUCAUUCAGUCUGCAGGUGUCAGUGUUUUGGACAAUGAGGCCCCAUUGUCACUUAUUGACUCCUCAGCUCUAAAUGCUGAAAUUAAGUCUUGUCAUGACAAGUCUGGAAUUCCUGAUGAGGUUUUACAAAGUAUUUUGGAUCAAUACUCCAACAAAUCAGAAAGCCAGAAAGAAGAUCCUUUCAACAUAACGGAACCACGAGUGGAUUUACACACCUCAGGAGAACACUCAGAACUGGUUCAAGAGGAAAAUUUGAGCCCGGGCACCCAAACGCCUUCAAAUGAUAAGGCGACCAUGUUGCAAGAAUACUCCAAAUACCUCCAACAGGCUUUUGAAAAAUCCACUAAUGCAGGUUUUACUCUUGGACACGGUUUCCAGUUUGUCAGUUUGUCCUCACCUCUCCACAACCACACUUUAUUUCCAGAAAAACAGAUAUACACUACAUCUCCUUUGGAGUGUGGUUUCGGCCAAUCUGUUACCUCAGUGUUGCCAUCUUCAUUGCCAAAGCCUCCUUUUGGGAUGUUGUUUGGAUCUCAGCCAGGUCUUUAUUUAUCUGCUUUGGAUGCUACACAUCAGCAGUUGACACCUUCCCAGGAGCUGGAUGAUCUGAUAGAGUCUCAGAAGAAUUUAGAGACUUCGUCAGCCUUCCAGUCCUCAUCUCAGAAAUUGACUAGCCAGAAGGAACAACAGAAAAACUUAGAGUCCUCAACAAGCUUUCAGAUUCCAUCUCAGGAGUUAGCUAGCCAGAUAGAUCCUCAGAAAGACAUAGAGCCUAGAACAACAUACCAGAUUGAGAACUUUGCACAGGCAUUUGGUUCUCAGUUUAAGUCGGGCAGCAGGGUGCCAAUGACCUUUAUCACUAACUCUAAUGGAGAAGUGGACCAUAGAGUAAGGACUUCAGUGUCAGAUUUCUCAGGGUAUACAAAUAUGAUGUCUGAUGUAAGUGAGCCAUGUAGUACAAGAGUAAAGACACCCACCAGCCAGAGUUACAGGUAAGGUCCCAAAAGUGAUCAGGCUGGAGGUCUUCUAAUGUAAUUUUGUUUUAUUUUGAGAACACUGCCAUUGGAAUGUUUCUACACGAUCCUAUUAAGAAUAAUGUAAUGCCCUUUCAAUGCAACUUUUCAUAUUUAGUUUAUUUUGUUAGCGUGAUUUUAGCUCUGUUUGUAUUAUGAUUUUUAAUCAAAAUCAAUAGAUUAAAAAUAGUUUGACAUUCAAAGUGACAACGUUUAGCAAUCAAAUUUACGUGUAUAGAUCGUCAGGGAAUAGCCCAAAAGUUAAAUGCAAAAAAAAAAACAAAACAAAAAAACCCUACAAAAAAACAAAACAAA